Molecule: messenger RNA, 2988 nt
Organism: Rhizophagus irregularis DAOM 181602=DAOM 197198
Lineage: Eukaryota; Fungi; Glomeromycota; Glomeromycetes; Glomerales; Glomeraceae
Source: RefSeq, a predicted model, not a curated record
AUGAUUGAUGAAAAUGAUCAUCAGUAUAAUCCUAAAGCAAUUAAAACUUCGACUUCUUGUGAACAAAUUGUUUCAUUAAAUGUUAAUGAUCGAAUAUUAAGCAAUCAUUUAGGAUCUACCUCUUUGUCGUCACAAACUCAAUCUUGGGAGUCUAUUUUAGAAAAAUCUAUAAAUGCUAUUGUAUCCAUAAAAGCAAAUUGUGUAAGAAGUUUUGACACAGAGGAAUCCGAUGAAUAUUUUGCUACGGGAUUUAUUGUUGAUAAAGAGAGAGGGAUUAUUUUAUCAAAUCGUCAUGUUGUUUCACCAGCACCUAUUGUGGCUCAAGCUAUAUUUAAAAAUUAUGAAGAAGUAGAAUUAAAACCAAUAUAUCGUGAUCCAAUUCAUGAUUUUGGAUUUUUUAAAUUUGAUCCAUCCAAGAUUAAGUUCAUGGAUCUAGUACAAAUCCCUCUUUGUCCGGAAAAAGCAAAAGUUGGAAUAGAAAUAAAAGUUGUUGGAAAUGAUAAUGGUGAAACUUUAUCAAUUUUAUCUGGUACUUUAGCAAGACUUGAUAGAAGAGCUCCAAUGUAUGGUACUGGAAAUUAUAAUGAUUUUAACACCUUUUAUUUACAGGCAGCAUCUGGAACUAGUGGAGGUUCUUCAGGUAGUCCAGUGCUCGAUAUUGAAGGAAAUGCAGUUGCUCUCAAUGCAGGUAGUACAAGAGAAGCAUCAUCUAGCUUUUACCUUCCUUUGAAUAGAGUAAAAAGAGCUCUCAAGUAUAUUCAAGAAGGAAAAGAAGUUCCACGUGGAACUCUUCAAACAGAAUUUGAAUACAAACCUUACGAUGAACUCCGACAUUUGGGUCUUAAAUCAACUAUUGAAAAAGAAAUUCGUGAAAAAUUUCCUGAAGAAACUGGAUUAUUAGUUGUUCGUAUUGUUUUACCAAAAGGUCCGGCAGAUGGUCUACUUAUACCCGGUGAUAUAGUUAUUUGUGCAAAUAAAAAUAUGAUUGCCAAUUUCACACAAUUAUUUUCAAUAAUUGAUGAUUCAGUUGGAAAAGAUAUUGAAUUAACAAUAUGUCGUGGAAAAGAACAGAUAGAUGUUAAGUUAAAAAUUCAAGAUCUUCAUUCUAUAACACCAAAUCGUUUCGUUGAAAUUGGUGGUAGUAUAAUUAAUGAGUUAUCAUAUCAACUUGCUUAUUCUUAUUCAUGGUCUGUUGGAGGUCCAUAUAUAGCUGAAAGUGGUUAUAUGUUUAAUUGUGCAUCAGUUUGGUGCAUGAGUAUCAUUACUAGUGUUAAUAAUAUCCCCACACCAAAUUUGGAUGAAUUUAUCAAUGUUAUGAAAACUUUGUCAGAUGGUGCUAGAGUACCAAUAAAAUAUUAUCAUUUAUCUAACGUUAAUAAUGAAUAUACUUCAAUUAUAUGUGUGGAUAGACAUUGGCACAAAUUUAAAAUAGCCGUUCGUGACGAUACUACUGGAUUAUGGAAUUAUGAGGAAAUGCCUCCUCCUUCAUCUAUUCAUACAUAUAAACCUGAAACAGCGCAAAUUCAAACUUUGGAUGAAUCAUUACAACCUGCAGGAAAAAUUUGGCCUUCGCUCGUUAUAGUUAAUUUUUGUUUACCAUAUAAUGUCAAUGGAUUAAGAAAUGGACAAAAUACACAAUUUUAUGGUGCAGGAAUGAUAGUAUCUACUGAGCCACCUUUAAUUGUAUGUGAUCGAUAUACAGUACCAAUAAGCGUUGGUGAUAUUUUUAUCACCUUCGCUAAUAGUAUUAUUAUACCUGGAAAGUUAGUUUAUCUUAACCCUUUAUAUAAUUAUGCUAUUAUCACAUAUGAUAAAACAUUAUUAGGAGAUACACCUGUCAAAGCCAUUGAAUUGAGCGAAAAAGAAUUAACGCAAGGCGAUUCUGUUUAUUUAGUAGGAAUUUGUGGUGAUUAUACACCUAUAGUAAAAAAAACUACCGUGAAACGUAUUUCAAAUGUUUAUAUUUCAAAAUGUUACCCUUUAAGAUGGAGAGCUGUGAAUUUUGAAGAUAUAGAAUUGGAUGAUUAUGUAGAAUCAAUAGGUAGUAAUAAGAUUUUAUUUAUAUUCACUAUAUUCAUACCAAUAAUAACUAAUAAUUUUAAUCUAGGUGGUGUAUUAUGUGACAAUGAUGGGAAUGUACAAGGAUUAUGGUUAACUUAUUCUUCACAAGAUAGCAAUUAUAAAGACAUCACACAUAAAUGUGGAUUUUCAAUAUCUUUAGUAAAACCAACUUUAAAAUCAUUUAAAAUUGAUGAGGUUCCAAAAUUACAUAGUCUUGAUGUUGAAUUUUGGACAAUACAAAUAUCAAAAGCAAAAGACUACGGUUUAUCAGAUGAAUGGGUUAGAAAAGUUGAAUCUAUGCCGAACACAAAAAAUAAUAUGUUAACUGUAUUAAGUAUACUUGAUUCAACAAGUCCUUCAGGAAAAUUAUUAGAAGUGGGUGAUAUUAUUUUGACAAUAAAUGGUAAUAUGGUAACAAAAGUAUUUGAUUUGCCUACGGCCUUUCAUUAUUCGGAAGAAGUUGAUGUGUUAAUAUUACGUGAUGGAAAAGAAAUGAAUAUCAAAGUAGCAACAACCCCACACUACGGAAAAGAGACAACAAAGAUCAUAGGGUGGUCAGGUGCAAUUAUACAAGAACCAUAUGAAGCAGCAUUAGAACAUGUUAAAAAUGUACCAACAGGGGUAUAUGUAUCAUUUAGAUCUGAUGGUUCGCCAUCAUUAAAACUAAGCCAAGGGGUUUGGAUUACCGAAAUACAAGGAAGAAAAGUGAGCGAUCUAGAUUCAUUUUUAGAAGCAAUAUAUGCACACGAAAAAGAAAUUAAAGAAAAACCCGAAGAAAAUAAUGAUGGAUAUGUGCGUAUUAAAACUGUCAAUAAUACAAAUGUUACGAAAGUUGUAACGAUGAAAUUGGAUCCACAUUAUUGGGGUAUUUGGCAGUUAGUUGAAGAUAAAGAAGCAAAGACGGGAUGGAAAUUUAUAGAAUCUUAA